Messenger RNA from Terrapene triunguis (Three-toed box turtle), 5484 nucleotides. RefSeq names its product ATPase phospholipid transporting 11C (gene ATP11C). Gene Ontology annotation, cellular component: recycling endosome; plasma membrane; endoplasmic reticulum. Gene Ontology annotation, biological process: phospholipid translocation. The record is from RefSeq and is a predicted model, not a curated record. Gene Ontology annotation, molecular function: ATP binding; ATPase-coupled intramembrane lipid carrier activity; magnesium ion binding. NCBI's taxonomy places the organism in Eukaryota, Metazoa, Chordata, Testudines, Emydidae. The coding region runs from base 522 to 4019 and encodes 1165 amino acids. The transcript is spliced from 30 exons.
UGGAAGUAAGCGGGGAGGGGUGGCUGGGCGCAGGGGCGAAGCGAGGGGGGCUCGGAGGCGCUUUCAGCGCAGGAAGCCGCUUGCGCGCCCUGCGCCUUGGAGAGGUGGGGGCGCUGCGCCCUAGCGCACGGGCCCCUCCCCAGCUCAGGCAGCCGGGCCCCGGGGUGGUAUCCGGUGCCGCCGCCGCUGCUGGCGGGAGGGAGAAGCCGCUCAGUCCCCGGGGCCGUCUCAGCGCCCUGGAGCCGAGCCGGUGGGUGGGGAGCCUGGCUAUGGUGCCCGGCUCCCGGCUGCAGCGCCCGGGGAGAGCCUAGCGGCGGCGCCCCGGGAGGCGAAGGAGAGCCCCCAGCGCGGGGCGGCGAUGCGGCUGAGAGCUGCGCGCCGGUGACCGUGGUGGGGCGGGUGGGGGGGAGGUGGGAAGCUUGUGGCCGGCCCUGGCGCUGCUCCGCCCGCCGCAGUGCUUCCCUGCAGGGGCUUGUCCCAUCCGGCUGCCGGAAUCCCUGAGCCUCAGCCGCCGCCUCGCAAUGUUUCGCUGGGGCAUUAAUCGCUUUUGCGCUGGCGAAGAGAAACGAGUUGGGACGCGCACCGUGUUUGUUGGCCACCGCCCUGUUUCAGAAACCGAUGCUUACGUCGAGCAGAAAUUCUGUGAUAAUAGAAUUGUCUCAUCCAAGUACACUGUCUGGAAUUUUCUUCCGAAGAAUCUUUUUGAACAGUUCAGAAGAAUUGCCAACUUUUAUUUCCUCAUCAUUUUCCUUGUGCAGGUCAUAGUAGAUACACCAACCAGUCCAGUAACCAGUGGACUUCCACUUUUCUUUGUGAUUAUUGUUACAGCUAUCAAACAGGGCUAUGAGGACUGGCUGAGACACAGAGCUGACAAGGAAGUAAAUAAAAGCAGCGUCUUCAUUGUUGAAAAUGCAAAGCAAGUGAAAAAACACAGCGAAAAAAUCAAGGUUGGGGACAUUGUAGAAGUGAAAGCAGACGAAACCUUCCCCUGUGAUCUGAUCUUUUUGGCAUCGAGUAAUGACGAUGGGAUCUGUUACGUCACGACGGCAAGUCUGGAUGGCGAGUCGAAUUUCAAGACUCAUUAUGCAGUGCGGGAUACGACUGAGCUCCGGACAGAUGAUGACAUCGACUCCCUUACUGCCGCAAUUGAAUGUGAGCAGCCUCAACCUGACCUCUACAAAUUUGUUGGAAGAAUUAACAUCUACAGAAGUAACCAGGAGCCUGUAGCCCGGUCUUUGGGUCCCGAAAAUCUGCUGCUGAAGGGUUCUACUUUAAAAAAUACAAAGAAGAUUUAUGGAGUUGCGGUUUAUACUGGAAUGGAAACAAAAAUGGCUUUGAACUACCAAGGAAAAUCACAAAAACGUUCAGCUGUAGAAAAAUCAAUCAACGCCUUCUUGAUAGUGUAUUUAUGCAUCUUAGUGAGUAAAGCUACGGUGUGCACCACUCUGAAAUACAUCUGGCAGAGUAAUCCAUUUAAUGAUGAGCCAUGGUAUAACCAAAAGACAAUAAAAGAAAGAGAUACGUUCAAGAUCUUAAGAAUGUUCACAGACUUCCUGUCGUUUAUGGUUCUGUUCAAUUUCAUUAUCCCGGUCUCCAUGUACGUUACUGUAGAAAUGCAAAAAUUCUUGGGCUCCUUCUUUAUUGCUUGGGAUAAGGAGAUGUAUGAUGAAGAAAUCAAGGAAGGAGCACUGGUGAAUACCUCGGACCUCAACGAAGAACUCGGUCAGGUCGAGUAUGUGUUCACGGACAAAACUGGAACCCUGACUGAAAACAGCAUGAAGUUCAUUGAGUGCUGCAUAGAUGGACACAAGUACAAAGAGGGCAUUUCAGAGGUGGAUGGGUUCUCUCACACGGACGGACCUUCGAAAUAUUAUGGGAAAGCAGAAAAGUGUCGAGAAGAGCUGUUCCUCCGUGCUUUGUGUCUGUGCCAUACAGUUCAAAUCAAAGAAGGAGACACCGUUGAUGGAUUGAUAGUAAACCAGGAGCGCAGUACCUAUAUCGCCUCUUCACCAGAUGAAAUAGCUUUGGUAAAAGGCGCCAAAAAGUAUGGUUUCACUUUUCUAGGACAUGAAGCUGGUUGCAUGAAAGUACAAAACCAAAAGAAUGAAAUCGAAAAGUAUCAGCUUCUUCAUGUACUAAACUUUGAUCCUGUCCGCCGCCGGAUGAGUGUUAUUGUGAAAACCAGUACAGGAAAGUUCUUCCUAUUCUGUAAAGGAGCAGACUCUUCUAUUUUUCCAAGGGUGCAACAAGAUGAAAUACAACAAACUAAAGUGCAUGUAGAACGUAACGCAAUGGAUGGAUAUCGAACUCUUUGUGUGGCCUUCAAAGAACUAACUCAAGAGGACUAUAAAAAAAUUGAUGAACAGCUCAGUGAAGCGAAAAUGGCUCUACAGGACAGAGAAGAAAAGAUGGCCAGGAUUUUUGAUGACAUAGAGACCGACAUGCAUUUGAUAGGGGCUACUGCUGUGGAAGACAGACUUCAGGAACGCGCUGCGGAAACCAUCGAGGCCCUGCAAACAGCAGGCAUGAAGGUCUGGGUGCUUACUGGGGACAAGAUGGAAACUGCAAAAUCCACCUGCUAUGCCUCCAGGCUCUUCCAGACAAACACUGAAUUACUGGAGCUGACGACAAAAACGAUGGGAGACGGCGACAGGAAAGAGGAUCGAUUACACGAGCUGUUGCUAGAGUAUCAUAAAAAGCUGCUGCAGGAUUUCCCCAAAAAUAGCGGAAAGCUUAAAAGGAGCUGGAUGGUGAGCCAAGAAUAUGGACUGAUUAUAGAUGGCUCGACGCUGUCGUUGAUAUUCAAUCCUUCCCAGGAUUCCAGUUCCAGUAACUACAAAAGCAUCUUUCUACAGAUUUGCCUGAAGUGUACUGCAGUUCUAUGUUGUCGGAUGGCUCCUUUGCAGAAAGCCCAGAUCGUUAGAAUGGUGAAAAACACCAAGGGCAAUCCAAUAACACUAUCAAUAGGUGACGGUGCCAACGAUGUUAGCAUGAUCUUGGAAGCACAUGUCGGAAUAGGUAUAAAAGGCAAAGAAGGUCGUCAGGCAGCAAGAAACAGUGACUAUGCUGUUCCAAGGUUUAAGCAUUUAAGAAAAUUGCUACUAGCACAUGGGCAUUUAUAUUACGUGAGAAUAGCACACCUUGUACAGUAUUUCUUCUAUAAGAACCUUUGCUUCAUUUUACCACAAUUUUUAUACCAGUUCUUCUGUGGAUUCUCGCAACAGCCUCUGUAUGAUGCUGCUUACCUUACAAUGUACAACAUCUGCUUCACGUCACUACCUAUCCUGGCUUACAGUCUACUGGAGCAGCAUAUUAACAUUGAAACUCUGACCUCAGAUCCAAGAUUGUAUAUGAAAAUUUCUGAUAAUGCCAUGUUACAGUGGAAGCCUUUCUUAUACUGGACCUUUCUGGGCGCCUUUGAAGGACUUGUGUUUUUCUUUGGAGUUUACUUUCUUUUUCAAAAUUCAACAUUAGAAGAUAAUGGAAAGGUUUUUGGGAACUGGACCUUUGGAACUAUUGUUUUUACUAUAUUAGUGUUCACCGUCACUCUGAAGCUAGCGUUAGAUACUCGAUUCUGGACCUGGAUGAACCACUUUGUGAUUUGGGGCUCCUUAGCCUUUUAUGUCUUUUUCUCGUUCUUUUGGGGAGGAAUCAUAUGGCCUUUCUUGAAGCAGCAACGAAUGUAUUUUGUAUUUGCUCAUAUGGUGACGUCCGUAUCAACCUGGCUGGCCGUAGUUCUCCUUAUCUUUAUCAGCCUUUUCCCGGAGAUUCUUCUAGUAGUUUUUAAAAAUGCGAAAAGGAAAAACCAUCAGGAACAUCCACUAUCUUCAUGCUCUCUCAAACUCCCAGCAAUCACAGCUUUUCUUGGAAUGAAUAAGGCUGUACCCUUUAAUUUGCCUAUGCUAUUGUCCUACAAACCUAUGGAGAAUGGUUACACCUCUGAAAUGAAGAUCGAAGAUGCUGUUACUAACUUGACACAAAGAUGCCAUCUCAGGAUACCUCAAAUGCAACAAUUUUAAAUACUGCACCUUGUCGUGCUGCAGGACAAGACGUGUGUUUGAACUCUCAGUUCUCUUUAAGAUGACACAUGUAUUGUAAGCAGCCUUGCUGACUAAGCAGCUGUGGAGACACUGGCCCUCAUUUUUUCAAAGUCUGAAAAUGGAAAAGUCUGGGACAUAAAAAGUCUGUGGAAUCGGGAGUGGAGAAAAGAACAUCUAGAAUUCCAUAAAAAUGGAACAAUAGAAACUUUAGAGACACAGGGAUGCUCCUUAUACCCACUGAAUAGAAGGAAGCUCCUUCAUUACAGAUUCAUCCAACAGCAAUGAAUGGCCGCUAAAGUCUUAUUCUUUUGCCUGACCAAAGAAGUAGCACAGCCUUUCUGCUUAAUCACGGUCUUGUCCAAUUCCCAUGGAAGACAUUGGAAAGGCUCCCAUCACGGAAGUAGGGUUGGACCCUAAAUUAAAACCACGGUCUGUCGUCUUGCACGGCUCCCGUUGCUGCUAAUGAGAGUUGUGCACCAGCAGCUGAAGCCAGGAUGUGAUCGUUAGAAAAGUUCAGCUUUCAAAUCCACGCAGCAGAAAUACUUGAAAAUAGUGAAGGACUGAGCUGUUGAUGGCGUGAAAUGUCCAGUGGCAUCCCCUUGCCAUUGCAAACAGCAGGGGUUAGACUGUUAAAUGGUCUCUGUUUAUUAAAAUGCAGAAGUGUGUCAGCCUGAACAUUUCUGAGGAGCCGAUCAAAAUAUUGGUAGAGUUUUCAUGGGGCCAGACUUCUUUUCCACAUUACCAAAUUUGAUUCUGGAACAGGAGGAAGACAUAGUGACUAACCCUUUCCCCUUAUGUAUUGAAAAUACACAGAAUUCUUUUAUUACUCAUGAAAAUCGCCUUAGUCAGGAAAGAAUCUUAAAUAAAAGUUGUGUUGUGCCAGGUUUUCAGCCCAAGCUUAACUGGGCCUCUGUGGUUAUGCUCACACUCCUGUGAAUGUAAUUGCAGUUGUUUGGACACCUUAAAGACCUGAAUGGCAGUCACACUCAGCCCCUUAAGUGACCCAUUGGCAUUGAUUGUGCUUGCAAAUAAUACCAGAUAAAUCUGCAACCUUCAUUAUCUGCAUCAACAAGAAGGGAGGUCAGCUUAAAAAUAAGUGAAUAAAUACAUCUGGUUCUACGAGUAACAUUUAACUUGGUUCUAAAAUGAGCAGAUUUUUAAAAAAAAUCUGUGUAUAUCAAGAUGUUGCGGGUUAAGAUGUUGAUUUAACAAUGCCACGUGUGCAUAGCAUAAAGGUAAAAUGCUCGACAACCAACUUCUAUUUGCUUUUUAUUAUGCAGAAAAACAAUACUACUGUGAUUAUAAAAAAUCCUGAGUGAGCACGGAUUAAGUGCAAUUGGCAUUUUAUUUUUUUAAUAAUAUUUUUCCACUAGGUUGACGUCCCCUUCAUCCUGUAUGGCCCAGGUUUCCUUGUGCCAGAAAAAGCAAAAAAAAAAAAAAAAAA